This is a messenger RNA of Drosophila innubila, 5221 nucleotides long. RefSeq names its product probable phospholipid-transporting ATPase IIB. The transcript has 6 exons. Gene Ontology annotation, cellular component: trans-Golgi network; endosome; plasma membrane. Lineage: Eukaryota; Metazoa; Arthropoda; Insecta; Diptera; Drosophilidae. Bases 947 to 4744 code for a protein of 1265 amino acids. Gene Ontology annotation, biological process: endocytosis; retrograde vesicle-mediated transport, Golgi to endoplasmic reticulum; phospholipid translocation. The record is from RefSeq and is a predicted model, not a curated record. Gene Ontology annotation, molecular function: ATP hydrolysis activity; magnesium ion binding; ATPase-coupled intramembrane lipid carrier activity.
ACUACAAUUGGCCCGUGGCUGACCGCAGCACAUAAAACAAAAAUAGAAAUAAACGUGCCAGCACAUGUGCUUAAUUAUUUUUAAAUAUUUAAUUGUUUGAAUUCAUUUGCUUAGAUUUAAGCAAAUAUGUGAAUGAAAGCGAAAGAGUUGAAUUUUUAGCAAUUGCUGCCGUGUGCUGGUUUCGUGUAUGUGUAUAUGUGUGUGUUGCAUUCUGUUCAUAAAACAUUGCGCCGCGUUGUUAUUGUUGUUCUCUUUUAUUGUUGUUAUCGUGUUUAGUAAUCUAGUGGCUGCCAACCGGCAAUACGUUAAAUUGAUUAUAAAUAGCUAUCAAUUGCGUUUGAUUAUGUGACAGAGCUGAAGACUUCGAACUACAAAAUACUAUACAUAAGUACGAUAGAUGACGUCGCGACGUCGGGGAACGCCCGUGUAUCAGUGUCCAUCAAGAUACAUACGUGUUUUCUUAAUCCACUUUACGAUACGCAAAGUGAACUUCAUAAAUAUUUACGCGCUCAAAUAAAAACAAUUGAUAAGCCAACGAAUGCUGCACGUUUUGUUUGCUAAGCCAAAGGAAAGUGCGGAGUGGAAGUGUAUUCACAUUAUUCUUGUAAAGCGAAAAGUUAAUUGAAAACGUGGCAAGCUGAAGCUGAACAAUAAGAAAACAAAUCUAGCCCACGGCUGCAUUUAAGAGAGCACAUUAAAAGGAUAACGGAAGCAUUGGGAACUGGUUGAUAGCUGCACAGCAGCAAAAGAAGAUUUCAUUAAAGUUUAGCUAAAAUAAAUAGAAAGAAGGAGAGAAAAAGACACACCUGCAUACACUAAAGCUGCUCGCUCGCAGCCGUACGCUCUCUUCCAUAUUCUAUAUUUCUCACACUUACACAAACGCUCUCUUAUACACUUGCAUAGAAACGCUCUCUUAUACACUUGCAUAGAUACGCUCUCUUACGCCAUGACUGAUAACGAGCGGCCGCUACGUGACUUCGACGAAGAGAGCGAAGAGACUGAUUCAGAAACAGAAUUGCUCAUACGACACAUUGGCAGCAGCGACGCUGCCAUUGCCAAUAGCAACAACAAAAGCAAUAGCAAAAGCAACAACAUUGGCCAAAGACGACGCAAAAGCUCAACUGGUUACAGUGGAAUCGGCGGCAUUGUUAGCCCCUCUGCUGGCAACAGCAACAGCGGUAGCAGCUUUCUGGGCAAUUUAUUCAGUCUUGGCUCAGCCGCCGGCCAGAUACGUUAUAGAAAUGAGCGAAGUCGCGAGCGCGCCAAAUACUCAAAUAGCAACAACAGCGGCAGCGGCAGUGCAUCGCGAGACAUUACGUCGGACCAUACAACUGUCGGCGGUAGUGCAACGAAACUGGCGCAACUAACACAAACGGGCGCCAGCGGCGUCGACAACUCUGCGCCACAUGCACCACAUGUGACCAGCACAGACAUUGGCGCAUCAAACGGUAUUAGCGCUCAUACGGUGAUCGAUCCCGAGAACGGCGCCUCCACAGUAUUCUAUCAGAACAACAGACGUCGCAGCAAAAGUCGCAGCAUCAGCAAUGUCUGUAAAAUGUGUCUCUGCAGCUGCUGGAGGAAAUGGUUUAGGCCACGUGAGCUGCGAGCCCGCACCGUCAUCUUGGGCAGACCCAACACUGAGAAGUUUCCGCCGAAUGAGAUCCGUAACCAGAAGUACAAUUUCAUCACGUUCCUGCCGUUGGUGCUUUUCGAGCAGUUUCGCUUCUUUCUCAAUCUUUACUUUCUACUGAUGGCGCUCUCCCAGUUCAUACCGGAUAUACGCAUUGGAUAUCCGUACACCUAUUGGGGUCCACUCGGCUUUGUGCUGAUGGUAACCAUCUGUCGGGAGGCUGUGGAUGAUCUGCGUCGCCAUCAACGAGAUCAUGAAGUCAACUCCCAGAAAUAUAAACGUCUCUCGGCAUCGCAUGGCAACGGGUAUGAGAUGGUUCCCAGCUCGAAGCUCAAAGUGGGCGACGUCAUCGUUGUGGAGAAGAACGAACGAGUUCCGGCAGAUCUAAUUCUACUCCGCACCAGUGAUCGCAGUGGUUCCGUCUUUGUGCGCACCGAUCAACUCGACGGCGAGACAGAUUGGAAGCCACGUCUAGCGGUUCCAUAUACCCAGAAACUCAGCCGGGAUGCGGAUCUGUACAACAUCGAUGCCAGCUUCUAUGUGGAGAAGCCACAGAACGAUAUACACAGCUUCAUCGCCACCUUCUGCAUGACGGAUGGCAGCGAGGACACCGGACUCAGUGUGGAGAACACUCUCUGGGCCAACACGGUGGUUGCCGCCGGCACCGCCACUGGCAUUGUCAUCUACACGGGCUGCGAGACGCGCAGCGUGAUGAACAACUCACAGCCACGUUCGAAGGUGGGACUACUGGACACGGAGAUAAACGGAUUAACGAAGGUGCUUUUCUGUGCCGUACUUGGACUCUCGCUUGUCAUGAUGAUGCUGAAGGGUUUCGGAGGUCCCUGGUACCGCUACAUGUUCCGAUUUGUGCUCUUGUUCUCCUACAUUAUACCGAUCAGCUUGCGCGUGAAUCUCGACAUGGGUAAAGCCUUCUACUCGUGGCAAAUGCAAAACGAUGACAACAUCAAGGGAACCGUGGUGCGAUCGACAACGAUUCCCGAGGAGUUGGGUCGCAUCUCGUAUGUGUUGACUGACAAGACGGGCACGCUAACCCAAAAUGAAAUGGUCUUCAAGAAGAUCCAUCUGGGCAUCGUCUCACACGACGCGGAUACGUUCCAUCACAUUGGACAGAUGAUACAAAAGUUAUCGGGCAGUAUAUUGCAACAGCAACAGCAGCAGGGCAGCCUCUCGAGCUCCAGCAGUGCUGGGGAGAACAUCAAACCAAUUAUGUUUGCCGGCAAUCGCAUGCGUCGUCCAGAGGGAUGGCGGGAGUGGGAGGCAGUACGUGCUCUGGCCUUGUGCCACAAUGUGACGCCGGUGAGUGACGACGAGGACAAUCGCUCAGUGUCCACCGCUUCCACGGUGACUGGUGGCAAUAAUUCACCUACGAAAUCUGUGAUAAAUAUCGAGGCUCCCGGCAGCACUGACACGGAGCAUCAGUAUCAGGCCGCCUCUCCCGAUGAGAUUGCAUUGGUCAAGUGGACCGAGCAGGUUGGCCUGACUCUAAUUGCUCGAGAUCUGAACACCAUGACGCUGCAGGUGAAGACGGCCAGUGAUGAGAAUGACAUACUGAUGCACUAUCAAAUCCUUCAGCUGUUCCCCUUUACAAGCGAGAGUAAGCGUAUGGGCAUUAUUGUGCGUGAGAGCAAGACGGGCCAGAUUACGUUCUAUCUGAAGGGUGCCGAUGUGGUCAUGUCCACCAUUGUGCAAUACAAUGACUGGCUAAGCGAGGAGUCGGGUAACAUGGCACGUGAGGGUCUCCGCACUCUUGUCGUCGCCAAGAAGGUGCUCACCGAGGAACAGUACAACGACUUUGAGACACGUUACAAUGCGGCUCGUCUUAGCAUUUCGGAUCGUGUGGCCAAGGUGGCCGCCGUCACAGAGUCGCUGGAACGCGAAAUGGAGCUGUUGUGUCUGACCGGCGUAGAGGAUCGCCUGCAGGAGAAUGUGCGUCCCACGCUGGAGCUGUUGCGUAAUGCCGGUGUACGUGUCUGGAUGUUGACAGGCGAUAAGCUGGAGACGGCUUGCUGCAUUGCCAAGUCCUCGCAGCUGAUUGGACGCAAUCAGGGAUUGUAUGUGCUGCGCUCGGUUAAGACGCGCACGGAGGCGCAUCAGGAGCUGAAUCACUUUCGGCGCAAACAGGGUCACGCUCUGGUCAUAUCCGGCGAGUCGCUGGAGGUUUGUCUACAGUAUUAUCGACUGGAGUUCUUGGAGCUGGCCACUGCCUCCCCCGCAGUCGUUUGUUGCCGCUGCUCACCGACUCAAAAGGCCCAAGUGGUGGCUCUCAUCCAAAAGCACACACGCAAACGCACUUGUGCUGUCGGCGAUGGCGGCAAUGAUGUAAGCAUGAUUCAGCAGGCGGACGCUGGCGUGGGCAUCGAGGGACGCGAGGGACGUCAAGCAUCGCUGGCAGGAGACUUUAGCAUUCCCCAGUUCUCGCACAUUGCCAAGCUGCUGUUGAUCCACGGUCGUCGCAGCUACAAACGCUCUGCAGCCCUGUCCCAGUUUGUUAUACAUCGUGGCUUAAUAAUUACCACAUUGCAAGCUGUCUUCUCGGCUGUCUUUUAUCUAAGCUCGGUGGCACUCUAUCAGGGAUUCUUGAUGGUCGGAUAUUCCACGCUGUACACAAUGUUCCCGGUGUUUUCUCUUGUGUUGGAUCAGGACAUUACCUCGGAGACAGCUGUCACGUAUCCGGAGUUAUAUAAAGAUUUGUCAAAGGGGCGUAGUCUCAGCUAUAAAACAUUCUUCAUUUGGGUGUUGAUCAGCAUCUAUCAAGGAGGCGUCAUUAUGUACGGUGCACUCAUACUCUUUGUGGACGAGUUUAUACACAUUGUGGCUAUCAGUUUCUCAGCUCUAAUUAUGACAGAGCUCAUCAUGGUGGCGUUGACAGUGCGCACCUGGCACAGGCUAAUGGUCUUGGCUGAGCUAUUCAGCUUGGCGCUUUAUCUAAUCUCGCUGGCUGUGCUGCAUGAGUAUUUCGACUGGGAAUUUAUCUGGUCGUACGACUUCCUCUGGAAGGUAUCGCUUAUCACAGUCGUCUCCUGUUUGCCCCUGUAUAUAAUCAAGUUCUUGCGCAAAAAAUGCUCUCCUCCAUCCUAUUUGAAGCUCUCUUAAACAUGGAUCUGUCUGGCCGAGCAUGCCACAAAUUUUCGUUCAUUGAAUUAAAUAUUUUUUUUUUCCAUAAAUUAUUCUGACCAUCCUUUUGUACAAUUUAGUGAAAACUUCGUUUAUUGUUUUUGUCCAAGUUCUGCCAACCAUAUAAAACCCCAUGCGUGAUAUAAAGUGUAAUUUCUUAUACUUUGCAGUCCUUUCUCUAUAUGUUUUUAAUUGUAUAAUUUGUUGAACUACGCAAAAGUGAAAUGAAUGGAAAUGAUAGUGAUUGUACACAUUUAAAUGAUGAUUAAUGUUUAAGUCGCAGUAAACCAAAUUAUGUUACUAAUUAUUUAAUGAUAAAAGUAAAAUUAAACUUAAUGUAUCUAUGACUAAAACCGAAAUCAAUUAUAAAUGUAUGAAAACGACAAAUAGAUUUUGUAUUAAGUAUUAGAAAUCACAACACAUCAAUAAAUACAUAUAUGAUAACUAAAAACCAAA